Messenger RNA from Amphibalanus amphitrite, 1843 nucleotides. RefSeq lists its product as uncharacterized. The record is from RefSeq and is a predicted model, not a curated record. The coding region runs from base 252 to 1463 and encodes 403 amino acids. The transcript is spliced from 2 exons. Lineage: Eukaryota; Metazoa; Arthropoda; Thecostraca; Balanomorpha; Balanidae.
UGGCACGCCUGGCGCCGCCCGUGGCGCCUCCCCGGCUGGCCGCGCCCGGCGCCGCCCCUGCCGCGUGGCCCUGGGGCGGGGUCGGCGGCUAGCCCUGGCUGGGCGGGCGGCGGCCCGGGAGACGGGAUCGGAGGGACGUGUGGAGCGGUACGCGCUUGUGCUCCCUAAACUGCAAAUAGAGUGACGUUCGGAUCUGGUGUGUUCAGCUCCCGCAACAUUUGGCGCGGUCGGUAGGACCGGCGACGGCAACGAUGGACCCUACGCGGCUGGAGCUAGACAGCCUCUGGACGGCUGUUGCCGAGGAAAGGGCCGAGCGCGAGCGACUGGAGGAACAGCUUCAGGGUCUCCUCAGAGGGCUCUCGGGAGGUGGUAUGCCUUCCGCGGACGCCGGGCUGCCGCUGAUCGUGCAGCAGGAUGCGGAGCUGACUGAGGUGGUGACGGAGAUGCCGUCCUCCGCACUGUGGUCGUCGCCGGCGCCGUCGGACUCGGACCUGGUGGAGGUGGUGGUGGAGGUCCCACCCGCGGAUGGUGGUGCCGCGGGUGAAGCCAUGUGGGGGACGCAGCCAGAUGGAGAAUCGUUCCCGUCUCCUGACAGGAGACGCCCGGGAGACGGCGAGGAGGGCGGCGGACGACCACCCGUAUCUCCGACCGCCGCCAUCCUGGCGGAGGUUUCAGUCGCGGUCGACGGUGCCGACAUAUUGGGCGAAAUUCUGGGCGAGCCGGUAUCUCCGGCCGCCGCCAUCCUGGCGGGGGCUUCAGUCGGGGUCGACGGUGCCGACAUAUUGGGCGAGAUUCUGGGCGACCCGAUCGACACGGACUUUGGCUUGGGGGACAUCGCUGAGGGGUCCGGCGGUUCGCCGGAGGCUGGUCCGCCGGGGUCCGCCGUGCUCUUAAUAGGAGAUUCUAUGCUGAGCAGGGCGGACUUCCGGUGUGACCCCCCUCGGCGCCUGUCCGUGUGCGCGGUCCCCGGGCUGACUCUGAGCCGCUGGCUGCGGUCAAGCGCGACCGAAGUAAGGGCGUGGGUCUGUGGGAAAGGGGAGCUGACGGACCUCCAAGUCAUCUUAUGGCUGGGCGGUAAUGACGUUUACCCAAGGGGGGCCGCCUUCGACCCGGUCACGGUGGUGGCGACGCUGGGGCGGCUGAAGGAGACCAUCAUCGACACCCGUAGCCUUGGUUGCGCCGUGACCAUCCUCGGCGUGACGCCGCGGCCGGCCCGCGACGGUGGCAGAGUGUGGGAGUCCACCCCGGCCUUCUGGCUCGAACGGGCGCUGUGCGAACUGUGCCGCGAGACCGACUCCACUUUCGUCGCGCUCGGCCGACGCCUCUGCCGGCGGGAGGGGAGGAAACGGCGCUUUAAGAUGGACGGCAGGUUCUUCUCGGCUGACGGGGUCCACCUCAGCGCCGCCGGCUACCGGCGACUGUUGGACUACCUGCCGGGGUGGCUCAGGCGCGGCCGACGCUAGGCGGCAUGUGUGAGGGCGCUCGGGACGGUGUGUAUGAAUGUAUGAUUCGAAGUUGUCGUUUUUGUUGUUGUUGUGUUUUGUUGAGGCUGUUUUUGGUGUGGUUGUCAUGCGGGGGGUCACUCGUGCUCGUGGGAUGACUCGUGCUCAUGUGGGGGAGGGGUGUUACGGGCGGCUGUGGCCGCCCGUUGUGGCACGCCUGGCGCCGCCCGUGGCGCCUCCCCGGCUGGCCGCGCCCGGCGCCGCCCCUGCCGCGUGGCCCUGGGGCGGGGUCGGCGGCUAGCCCUGGCUGGGCGGGCGGCGGCCCGGGAGACGGGAUCGGAGGGACGUGUGGAGCGGUACGCGCUUGUGCUCCCUAAACUGCAAAUAGAGUGACGUUCGGA